AUGUCUCCCACGGCAAGCCGCACCGUGUUCCGGCAAUCGCAGUUUCUGAUCCGCAGGACCGCCGUCAGACAUAACUCGAGCGACGCCGCAAACAAGGCCAAGGAAACUGUCAACCAGGCGACCUCCAAGGCCUCAGAGGGCCUGUCCAAGGUCUCUUCCAGCGCUGGCCCGGCCAUUACCGGUGCUGCACAAAACGUUGGCAACACCCUGCGCAAGCUCGGUGGCCCUACGGCCAAGGUCGUUGGAUUUAUUGAGCGCUCAAUACCUCCCACCGUCUACUACAGCCGCGUCGGUCUCGAGCUCGCCAAGCUUAUCUUCCGUGGCCAGAACAUGUACCCUCCAAGCAUCGCCACCUUCCAGUCGUACUUCCAGCCCUUGAUCAACGCCGUUCGCAACCCUUCGACCCUCAAGAACCUUAGCUUUUCUCCCCAAGGUAUCCUCGGCCGGGCACGCGGGCUUAGCACCAAGGAGUGGGCUUUGGUUGGUGUCACCACUGCCGAAAUCAUCGGUUUCUUCACUGUCGGCGAGAUCAUUGGCCGCCGUCAAAUCGUUGGAUAUCAAGGAGAGCCUGCCCAUGAGGGCCACUAA
Messenger RNA from Talaromyces rugulosus, 588 nucleotides. RefSeq lists its product as uncharacterized. The transcript is spliced from 3 exons. NCBI's taxonomy places the organism in Eukaryota, Fungi, Ascomycota, Eurotiomycetes, Eurotiales, Trichocomaceae. Gene Ontology annotation, biological process: proton motive force-driven ATP synthesis. The record is from RefSeq and is a predicted model, not a curated record. Bases 1 to 588 code for a protein of 195 amino acids. Gene Ontology annotation, molecular function: proton transmembrane transporter activity.